This is a messenger RNA of Branchiostoma floridae (Florida lancelet), 713 nucleotides long. RefSeq lists its product as uncharacterized. The record is from RefSeq and is a predicted model, not a curated record. Bases 151 to 528 code for a protein of 125 amino acids. Lineage: Eukaryota; Metazoa; Chordata; Leptocardii; Amphioxiformes; Branchiostomatidae. The transcript has 4 exons.
GAAUCAUCAAGUUUUAGAAUAAAUUGUGAGUGACAGUCAUAACAUGUUUACAGUAAUUCUACAACGCAACGAAGGGGCGCUCGCUUCUUCUAUAUUUCACAAUUCUUAUCCACCCCGUACUUUAUAUAAUAACUAGCGAGCGUGGUAGCCAUGUCUGAGGUCAAUGUCGGAGACGCCUGCUCUCAGGAGAAAUUCCAAAGCGGAGACCCAAGCAGGCUGAUCCGUAAACGCACAGUCCUGAAUCUGGACAAUAACGGCAAGACGCUGACGAAGAGCCCCUCAGACACGCUGGUGGAGGUCAAGUCGUGCGAGAAGCUGGUAGACAAGGACAGCGGGAUCUCCAUGUCUGAGACGAUAAGCCCAGACGACGGUUGUAUCCCACCCAGAACAGUCAAAGCUAACCAUCGUCUUACCUUGGAGGGAGUUCCCGCCUUCGAGUUCGCCAUCUUGGAUCGUGAGAGGGAGAGAGAGAGGGAGCGGAAAAACAUCAACAUUCGAGCUGUAAAGAACGUGUACAAUCUGGACUAAACCAUGGGUUGAAGAUGCUCAGAUACUAGUAUGGCUGGUGGUACCAAACUAGAACUCCGCCAUAAGUUAUCACCUUUACUAUCGUGAAAUCCAUGGUAUAAAAAUACGCAAGAACCUAGAUGGGCAUUUUGCAAUGUCUUUGUACUGCACUGAUGUACCAAAUAAAAUCGUUUGAAAGAUCUAGA